Molecule: messenger RNA, 1069 nt
Organism: Leptonychotes weddellii (Weddell seal)
Lineage: Eukaryota; Metazoa; Chordata; Mammalia; Carnivora; Phocidae
Source: RefSeq, a predicted model, not a curated record
CCUUGUGAUUCAGACAAUGGAGUUCAAAAACUGGAAUGUUCUCUCAUUUCUGAAUACCUAUACUGAACCAUGUCUGAGCUUCAGCUCAACAUGGUUGGAGAUUGACUCCAACUUCACCUUCCUGUGUGGGUUGGGAUUGCUUCUUCUGUUCCUGUGCUACCGGAUGCUUCCAUUUCCAACUUGGAAAACCAAACCCACCCAAAAGGUAAGGAACUACAGAUGCUCCCAGAGAGAAGAUGAGGAAGCCCGGAAGCUGAUCUCUGUUUUAAGAAGCUUUGUACCUCCUGUCUCCUGCAGCCCCCUAGGCCGGCAUCAUGAUACCAUCCACUUUCAUCAACUGCUAUGUCCAGACCCCUCCUGUGAGGUGUGUAAUAGCACAACUGCUGAGAUCAAUCGGCUGCUGUUCCCGCAGGCCCUGGAAGAUGCUACUCCCUUGGCUUCCACAGCCCCUGUGACUUCCUCAUCAUUCACUCUCUCCCCUGACUCCUCAGCAGUCCCUCCAGGAGACCUAAUAUCAGCUUCUCUGCCUGAGCCUUCCCCACCACCUGCCUCCAUCUUCUCACCUAACCCAGUGACCCCCUUGGCUGACUUUUUUCCACCCUCACCACCGGGUGAUUCUUUGCCACCAGAGUCUUUUCCUCCGUUGGAUUCCGAAUUCCCAAAGGACAAUUUCCCACCCCAGUCCCUUGCCUUUCCUCCAAUCCCACCAAAUGAUGCUCAGACAGUGGAUCCUGUUGUCCAUUCAGAGGCCACUUUGUCUCUAAAUACCAACUUCUCUCUGGACUCUACCCUUUCCCAAGAUGUCAACCCCUUACCGGAGUUGUCCCAGAUGGUGAAUCCCACUGAGAACUUUGCUUGUCCUAAUGCACCACCAACCCUGUGUGUUUCACCACCACCAGCUUGCAGUUUAACUAUGACUCAAUCUAAAUCGAUUUCCAUCUCAAUGAAGCCUGUUCCAGAGAUCUCAUCUCCAGAUAGCUCUGGUAACAAAUACACUUUUAGGGCAGCUAAGGUUUGGGGAUGGGAAAAGCAGCAGGGAGUUGCCAGGAUGAAAGUGUUAAAUCCCUGA